Musca vetustissima is the source of this 942-nucleotide messenger RNA. RefSeq lists its product as uncharacterized. The record is from RefSeq and is a predicted model, not a curated record. The annotation marks the transcript as partial. NCBI's taxonomy places the organism in Eukaryota, Metazoa, Arthropoda, Insecta, Diptera, Muscidae. The transcript has 3 exons.
AUGUCGACAACAUCAUCGAUUGAUACACCGACAUCACCAACGGGUCCACUGCAACAUCAGCCGCUGCAACACCAUCAUCCAAGUCGUCAGCAACAUCACCACCAUCAUCAGCACACCACCACAGCCAUAGUGGUCAGCGCUGGCGCUGGUCCCCACCACAAUCCGUAUACGCAGACAACAACAACUACAACCACUACCAGCACAAAUCAAAAUCCGACGAACACAAAUAAACGUUCGCAUUCCACCUCGUCAUCGACGGGUUCUGGAUCCUCGAUGCCACAGCAGGAUCAGCAGCAGCAGCGUUAUCAUCAACAGAAUAAAAAUCAAUCGACCCAUUCGCUGUUGACACCAUCUUCCUCAACUUCGUCGUCGCCAUCGGUGUCGGCAUCCACGGCUGCUGCAGUGGCAGUGCAUCAUCAGCCCCACUAUGCAAAUACGGGAAGCAAUAAUUCUUCUUCCUAUAUGACCUCCUCGUCUUCGGUAAAUUCGUAUUCGCAACAUCAACAUCAUCAUCAGCAACACUCAUCGCAUCAACAUGCCCAUCAGCAGCAUCAGCAUCAUCAUAACCAACAACAUUUGCAAUUUGCAAGGCCAUCUACGUCAAUGUCAGCUCCUUGCACUGCCGCCACCUCAAUAAAUUCUCAGAAUAGCUCCUCGUGCACCCCAUGCAGCAUCAAACGUCACACCACUGAUGUCUCGGUCUGCUCUUCGUCCUCUUCGUCAUGCUGUUCGUCGGCCAGUUCUAAUUCCGUAUCGGCCGCAGCAGGUGUUGUUGUGAAUGGCAGCGGUGGCGGCCAAGGUAAUGUGCCUGGGCUGGUGGGUUGUGGUGGUGGUGGGGUUGGCGUCAGCAGUGGCAAUGGCGGUGGUGGUGGUGGAUGCAGUGCCAGUAUUGUAACUCCGACCGUGAUUACGCAGAAAUCGCGUACCAUACCAUCGGACAAG